AUGGACAAUGUACCGGAAGGUCCAGACGGCGACGAGAAACCUAAAGGCAAUGACCCAUCCGAAGACUCAACCAAAAGAACCAUCCAUGUAGAAGCUUCAUAUAACUCACCAGAGAGACCUUCCAACGAUGGCAUUCUACUGCAUGAGCUGAAGUCAUUGCAAGAUAGUCUGUGCAGCAAUAGAGAACGACUCAAGAAACUGAUCAGUACAGCAGCAUGGUACACGACACAAAGAGAGCAGGUGGUACUCACAAUUGCGUCCAAUAUGAAGGUCCAAAAACACGUGAAAGCAUCUAUCAAAGCUCAUAAACAAGAAAUGAUCGACAUGGUGAAGCUGAUGUGCCAGUUUUGCUAUGCUGUUACUGAACUGUACCAAUCUCUGCCACUCAAAGUCAGAAAUUAUGCGGCGGACAGCUUACCACCUGAAAUUUCCAGGGAAACUACAAACGCGUCCUCCGGCCAUAGGGCAACUAUGAUGGCAAAUAUGUUAAUGAUGGCAGUUUGGCAUUUUGUGCGUACAGUCGAAACGAAAGCGAGCAACAAACAAAUGUCAAAUAUCGACCAAAAAAUUGAGGUAUCUGCCCUCGAAGCUGUGGUAAAGGCGAAAACUGAGAUGCUGGAAACGUACGAUGAAGAGAUUAGAAGGACGGUAAAGAGAAUGAAUGAAUUAGAUACACUGUUGAAACGCGCAUGUAGAAACAUGGCUGAUCUAACGUCUGACAGAAUGAAAAAAUCAGUGAACGAUUCUUUGGAGAACAUGACCAAUGAGUGCUCCUCUGAGACAUCUAAAGAAGUAGACAGAGAAAAUAAAUCAGAGCCAGUGACGGAAGGCACCUGGCUGGAUAAAAGAAUAGAGUAUAUCAGCAAACUGCUUCGCAGAAUUCAGGAACAGAGCAUCGGUCUUAAGAACGAGGAGCAGUUCACAACCAACACCUUGGUUUGUAUCCAUAAAGACAUUGAAAGUUUGAAAAAGCUGCUUCGAAAAGAACACGAAAAGGCAAGGGCCUUCGCUGAAAAACACUCACUAGGCAUUCAUCUACAAAUAAUCGACAGGGACGUCGAUAUUUUGCGAACUCUAUCGAUUGUGCUUGGUGAUUACAGGGAAAUGCAACAAGCAAUGGAAAACAGGCAACGCGAAGUGGAACUCCACAAUGAGAACCUCAAGCAAGAGGUUAACAGAAGCGCUGAACGAAUAGCGAUUGUGAAGUACACCAUCGACGAAGAGAACGAAAGACUGAAAAGGCUGAAAGAGCGCUCGAAUAGUCAGCAAGCAAGUUUACUACAAGGAGUGGGAAAAACGACCGAGGAGUGGAAGCAAUCUGAAGAAAUCAACAGAAAGUAUUUGACGAACAUGGUGCAGCAGCUGAACCAGUUUCAGGAGAAAUUCCACGCCUUUUGUGAUUUAAAGACGGAAACCAAUCGAAAGAUACGCUGUCAUCGAAAGAAUGUCGACGAGCAGGAAGCCAGACUGAAGGACAGGUUGAAGGCUCUGCAGAAAGAACGGAAAUUGCUAGAAGAAUCACAGAAGGCUGUGCUGAAACAGUUCGAACAAGAAGAGGCGGAAGUGCGGCAACGGUUUGGAGAAAUCUCGUGGCAGACCAGCGAAGCAUUCCAGCAGUUCAAGGAUGAAGAACUGCGACGGCUGCAACUACAGGCAAGACAACGGGCAAUCGGACUGACCCAGUACGAUGACGGCAUUCAACGAACAUGGGAGCUGGUUUCAGUUGAACAUGUGAAUAAACACCGAAAAGAAAAGUUGCGCGCGAUCGAAGAAAACUUGAGAAAAAAGAAAGACUUGAUUGCAGAGGUAAAAUCACGAGUUACCGGAAAGCAGGACCAGUGCAAAAGAAUUGACGAGGAACUUCGACAGCGAGAAAAGGAACUGAAAAAGUUGGAAGAAACACGGCUAGAGCUUGAGCAAGAAGUAUCAAAGAAACAGGCAGUACUCGAUACCAUUCUGAACGACGUCGAAAAGAAAGCUGAACGCCGACGUCAGGAAGAAUGUGAAAUCCAUGAAUAUGAAAGCCUGUCAGAAACUUUGAAAUGGUAUAAAAAUGACCUUCAAGCAAAGAUUACCCGUUUUAGGGAAAACAACUGGCAAAACAAACAACAAGUCAUCGAUCGCAGAGACGACGUACAACGUAUGAUAGAAAAGUUACAGACACUGCUUAUCGAAAAUCAGGUCCUUCUAAACAAAGCUUCUACUCUGAGUUGA
Molecule: messenger RNA, 2214 nt
Organism: Soboliphyme baturini
Lineage: Eukaryota; Metazoa; Nematoda; Enoplea; Dioctophymatida; Soboliphymatidae
Source: the annotation of a GenBank genome assembly